Misgurnus anguillicaudatus (oriental weatherfish) is the source of this 1907-nucleotide messenger RNA. It is a transcript of the gene azi2, whose product is annotated as 5-azacytidine induced 2. Lineage: Eukaryota; Metazoa; Chordata; Actinopteri; Cypriniformes; Cobitidae. The record is from RefSeq and is a predicted model, not a curated record. Gene Ontology annotation, cellular component: cytoplasm.
UGUUGACGUCACACAGACUCACUUCCUGGACAGUGUUUGUGUUGCUGCUUUAUUUUCUUCAGCCUCUCGUAUGUGUUUAUCGUCACAUCUCAAUCAAACAUCGUGUUUUUAUUUACUAUCAUGGUCUAUAUUUCAUUUCCUCUCUGCUGUCCAAACUGACUGCUGUCUGGUCUGGUAUGGAGUCUGCGGCUGUGGAUGAUGAUAUCUGUAUUCUGAAGCACGAGACGGCGUACGGGCCGACAGAAAGCCCCGUGUCUGUGUGUGCCGGAGACGAAUCGGUGGCAUCUCACUUUGCUCUGGUCACGGCUUACGAGGACAUCAAGAAGAGACUGCGAGAUACAGAGAAAGAGAAUGCAGUGCUCAGGAGAAAAGUCAAACAUCUGGAGGAUAAACACUUUCGACCUGAAGCCCCUCCCGCUGAAGGACCGCAGUACAUGAACAAAGCUUUCAGCGCGUACCGCGGUAUCUAUAUAGAGAAGGAGGAUUUACAGAUGGAACUGAAUAAACUGAGGAAAGAGAAAGCAGAUAUGGAGAGAUGUUUGACAGAUCAGUUACAGACCAGAGAGCUCGAGCUGCUCCAACUACGAUCAGAAAUAGAGACCAAUCAAGUUAUGAAGAGUCUGAAUCAUACAUCAGAAUACUGGCAGGUGGAGAGAGAUGAAGGUGAAAUCAUUCAGUCACUACGGCAAGAGUUUGAGAAGAAUACACUUCAUCAUCUCUGUACUUCAACACAGGGUCUUUCUGAACCUGAUGACCACAUCCAUGACAUCACAGACUCCAGGACGCUGGCCAUCGUGCAGUCUUAUCAAGAUUUGUUGGGUGAAGUGUCACGCUUACACAACAUUGUACGAUCACAGUCAGAUCUGAUGAAGAAAUUACAAAAGAGACCGAUGCUGUCGGGACUCAGACGAGAUUCGGCUGUUCCAGUGCAGUGCUUGGAUGAUGUGGAGAAGAUCACCGAGCCGGCGAGAGGAUCGACGUCUCGGCCUCCCAGCGCACCUCCUCUUCCCUCGGCAUCAGGGACUCAAGUUCUGGAUGGCUCGCAGGAGAACUGCUUGAAGGACCCAUGGCCUGUAACACGACCCGCUCCUUUGGGCAGCCCCGGUGGCGGCGGUCCGCCUCGGCCUCAACGAAUGGGCUCGCUGGAUGACAGCUCCUGGUCUUUUCCCAGUCCGCCGAGACCGAGCGACGCGUCUUUUUGGGACAACUCGACAUCCAAGAGCCCUGCAGCUAACUGGACCCCGCCAUACUGAUCCACGGGCCCCGCUGCCGUCACGACGACACCUUACCUGCCUUAACGCGUCCCCUCGCUGAGCCCCGGAUGAUAAUAUACCUCGAGCGAUCUGGACUGUGACCGUCAGUCACCGCGUAUUUUCUGCUCACGUCUGGGGACGAAGGUUUGAUUUGAGUUUAAAGACCAGAGAGGCGGACCUUUGUGUGUAUGAAUGUGUGUGCGUGUGUGUGUGUUUUUCUGCAUUAAACUCACUCCAGUGGCUUUGUCAGAAACAUAUAUUUGUGCUUUUACUAUAGCCACGUCUCAUUGAGUGCUGUAACUGGAUUAUGUCUUGUAUUAUGAAUGUAUAAAGGGAUGUUUAGUAGUCCAGAGUUCAGUCAGAAAGAAUUGAUUUGCAAUGUGAACGCUGCUCUGAUGUGUUUCAGCUCGGUUCAAAUCUGAUAAAAAACCAACUUGUUGUUUUAGCUUUUAGAUUUAGUCUAUAAAAUAUAUGGGCAGCACUUUUUCCCCUUAUUUUUUCUCCUUUAAACAGGGUUCCCACGAGACGUGAACUGUCAGAGAAUUUUAAAUUGUGAUUCAUUUCCAGGUCUGAAUAAAAAUAUUUCAGUUCUGCAAAGUUGUAGAAAUGUGUACUGUGAAAAUAAAUCAUGCUCAGAUCAAAUAUAUCUCAUUA